UAUUCCGGGGGGGGGGUCUACUGUUAUUUCCCAUUUAUAGAUGCCUAUUCUCCGUUUUUUUUUCUCUCUCUCUCCGCGUCCGUCGCGCCUCCCUCCAUCGCCCUUGAAUGUUGGGAGAUGUGUCAGGAGCUUUUUAGGGCAACACGAUCUCAACAAAAAAAGAGUGAGGAAAGUCUUCUGGCCAGUCGUGGUUGUGUACCUGAGCGGAGUGGUGUGACACAGGCCAGAAGGGACCCGCAGACAUGGAUGACGUGUAUAAAGCAGCGGUUGAGAACUUGACAGAAGAACAGAAAAAUGAGUUCAAGGCCGCCUUUGACAUCUUCAUCCAGGAUGCUGAGGAUGGCUGCAUCAGCACCAAAGAGUUGGGGAAAGUCAUGAGGAUGCUGGGACAGAAUCCGACCCCCGAGGAGUUACAGGAGAUGAUCGACGAGGUGGAUGAAGACGGCAGUGGAACAGUAGACUUUGAUGAAUUCCUGGUUAUGAUGGUCCGCUGCAUGAAGGAGGAGAGCAAAGGAAAGUCAGAGGAGGAGUUGGCUGAACUCUUCCGGAUGUUCGACAAGAACGGAGACGGAUACAUAGACCUAGAUGAGCUGAAGGCCAUGCUGGAGUCCACCGGAGAGGCCAUCACUGAAGACGACAUAGAGGAGCUGAUGAAAGAUGGAGAUAAAAACAACGACGGCAAAAUUGAUUAUGAUGUAUUGACGAGUCCCAAGCAGCUUUUUACAGUGAAGUGUGAACCAGCCCUCAGCCAGCCUCCAGAGUUCCUGGAGUUCAUGAAAGGUGUCGAAUAAAGGAUUCUACCAGAGGGGCCUCCUGUGCAUUUAUCAUGCAUUUGCUUUGAUUGAGUCAUCACUGAUAAGUCCAUUCCUGAAGACAUACCCCCAACUUUCCCCUGCAAAUAUUUUGAUUCAUGGUAGAGGUUAUAGAACAAGAUGUAAUUCAGAACGACUUUUCAAUAAACAUGUUUCCAUAAUCCUGUA
Molecule: messenger RNA, 980 nt
Organism: Menidia menidia (Atlantic silverside)
Lineage: Eukaryota; Metazoa; Chordata; Actinopteri; Atheriniformes; Atherinopsidae
Source: the annotation of a GenBank genome assembly